AUGAAGCCAGUACUCAUUCAAAGCCGUGCUUCGUUCUUUGGAAGACGGUUUCUAAACAGUGUCUUUUACUACGUUCAGGUGUUAAUCCGCUUUUCUCGCCUGCAAGUCCUUGGACAAUGGCGCCAUCCCCGAGAGAAGCCAAAAGUGGCUCUAUACCACGACCGCGGAGUAGCUUUGAUCCAGUCCAUGGCUCACCUGGUUCCCUUGAGCGUAGUCAUGGCCUUCAUAGUUCUCAAUAUCAAGUCGUGGUACUGGGGCGACCCGUCCGCUACCGUGCUCACAGCCCUGCAGUUUGCCGCCAAGAUCUUGGAAAUACUGAUGCAGGCUUCCCUGGGAAUAAUAAUGAUGAGCAUCGUUCGCUAUCAGCUGUUCAAGGAUAGUGGGCUACCUUUAGGGAGCCUACUGGGACCGUACAGCGUUACUGAUGUCACGUAUCUCUGGUCGUUGGAGUUCUGGGGAAGCCUUCUUACCAAGCAUGCCCGCUUAUGGCAAAGGCUUUUUAUAGCACUGACUAUAGCAGCAAUGCUGAUCUUGGCAUCGCUAGUCGGUCCGUCAAUCGCUGUCCUGCUUAUUCCACGACCGAUAGACUACACCACGGGACACUACCUUCAAAUGCUAGAUGACCAAGCGACCAUAUUCCCAGGCCAUGUUCAAUUGCAAGGCGUGAACCUUACGAAUGAAGAUGCUUUCCGAGAUGUGCUGUACCAGAUUGUCCGAAACAAGAACGACGACCUCCAGUUCACCGAUGCAACCAACUUGAUUCGAACGAUACCGUCUUAUGAUAACACACCGCUGUUUUUUCCCAAUCCUUCGCCCAUGUCAGGCGUAGGAACCCUGGCCGCAACUCUCGUGUCACAGGCAAUGCGAUUUCCGGGCAUGACUUUCUUCAGCGGAGGCCAACUUACAAAUGCUGAGAUGGGGGAGUUCGCCAGAGCGACCACUUUCCAACCCUAUGUGCAGUCAGAUUGCAAGAGACAGUGGCUGAACAGCACAGACGAUCCUAAAAGCGUUUAUGUUACGUUUGGUGAUAUUAGCCCUGAGGCGACGAACCUUACAUUUGCAGACCUCGUCGACAUCAUCAAGUCAGUUACUGCUGAUAAUGCAACGACCAAUACAAUCGCGGUAGCUUGGAACGACGCACCAACAGCAGCAUCCAACCACUCUAUAUUGAUGGUUAAAGGACUUCUGCUAGAAGGAGGGGAGACAAACCACGAGGACGCCACCGUCAGGUCCGAAUCUUGCAUCAUCGACGCCGUAUGGGCAAAGACAAAUAUGAACGGCACUUUAAGUCUGAGCUCGGACGAGCUAAUCAACGCCGAAAUGCUUCCUGCAGACAGCCAACAAUUCGACUCCCAACUGAUCAGGAUCCCUAGCGAAUGGGCUUCCAGGGUAGUUGACGUCUACGUGGAAUACCAGCCGGACAUUGCCUCCAUGCCACUAGAAAGAAUUUUCGCUCUAGCCUUGGCAAACACUGCUCCAGUGCCACGAAUCGAGUAUGGGCCUAUUGGAUGGCAUGCAGUCCAUAAUGAUCCCAUGUACAAAGACCAAGAGGCGGAUACGCUCUCCAUGUCCCAGGUACAAUACGACGCAACCAAGGCCUACUUUCAGGCGAACAAGAACAUUCUUUCCAAACACAAUGAUGUCUUCUUCUAUACAUCUACCAACUGGAGCGAUCCUGGAAACCUUUACCAACUCGAGGUGGAGAGCUUUCGCCAAGGCUACGGUUACAACAGCUCGGGCGUCCCGGUCCUGCUGUCUCUCAUCGUCGUGUCCAUAUACGCCCUUGUCGCGGUCGUUCAUCUUCUUUAUACCUUCGCCACGGGUCACGUCGGAAGAUCGUGGGACACGCUUGCAGAGCUUCUAAUGUUGGGUCUUCACUCACAACCUCCUGGGGUGGCGGCCACCACCAACACGACAGUCGGAAUAGAGACGGCGGUGCCAUUUGAGGAACCUGUCAGUGUCAGGGUCAACGAGAACGGAAGAGCUGAACUGGUCUUUUUAAGGGACGACUUGAAUAAGAGGAGGGCGUUGGGACGGGUUAAAGCUAACGAGGCUUACUAG
Neoarthrinium moseri is the source of this 2061-nucleotide messenger RNA. RefSeq lists its product as uncharacterized. The transcript is spliced from 2 exons. Bases 1 to 2061 code for a protein of 686 amino acids. NCBI's taxonomy places the organism in Eukaryota, Fungi, Ascomycota, Sordariomycetes, Amphisphaeriales, Apiosporaceae. The record is from RefSeq and is a predicted model, not a curated record.